AUGAGCGACCGCCGCCACGCCAGCGCUGCCUAUCUCUACGCCCCAUAUCCACCAGCCACUAUUAUCUAUCUAGACCACCGCCAGUCGCUGCAGCCCUUUCUGCAGCUCGCGCGCAUCGACGAAGUGCACUCUCACGUCUCAGCCGCUACGCCCUCGUCCACCACCGCCGUCAUCGUGUCUCCGCACUACAGCCCGCCACCGGAGCGGGAAGAGCCCCGUUUGCUGAAGCAGAAGCCCUUUGUGAAGACGGCGCUUGCGCGUCAGCAGCUCGAUGGGCCUAGAGAGCAGGCGUACAGCGUGCAUACCAGCGCGCCUAAGAUGACACCAAAUGAUUUGCGGAAUAGCAACUCCACGCCGAGCAAACGAGACGAUGCCAAUACCACGCCCCAGCGGCUGCAACGCCCGUCCAUUGUCUCGCAGCACUCGAAUUCGGUGCCUUCAACGCCGCUGCAGCUUGCCCGCAAGUACGAGUCGCACUCCCGCUCGCCGUCUCCCAACGGUGGCUUGGGCAGCCAUUCGCCGCGCUCCGUGUCGUCCGAGGCCAACAGUACUAUGCCGACAUUGCGUGUGGGGCGGCCCUUCAAGUGCAAGUACGAGACGAAUUUCGGGCAGCUAGGGCGGCGACGAAUGCCAUAUAAGGAGUCAGAGCUUCUCAAUCCGGCAGAUAAGGUGCCAAAGAAGGCGUUGGAUCCCCACGAGGACGACAAACUUAGUGGCGACAUGCGCGAACUGUAUGACCGGUUACAGCCGAGCGUGGAGAACACUCGCAAGCGCGACCGAUUUGUGCAAAAAGUGAAACAGAUACUCGACAUCGAGUUUCCGGGGAGUCUGUUCACCGUGCAUGUGUUUGGCUCGUCAGGCAACAUGCUGUACACAACAGACAGCGACGUUGAUAUUUGUAUACAAACGCCCAUGACCUCGCUAGAAGAGAUGCAUCCGCUCGCCGAGGCCCUCGACAAACAUGGCAUGCAACGUGUAGUAUGUAUACCAGCGGCCAAGGUCCGCAUCGUCAAAGUCUGGGAUCCCGAGCUGGAGCUUGCAUGUGACAUGAACGUCAAUAACGUUGCUGCUCUCGAGAACACAAAGAUGAUCAGGACAUACAUACAAAUAGACGAUCGCGUACGAGAGCUGGCUAUGAUUAUCAAGCACUGGACGAAACAGCGACUCAUCAACGAUGCUGGCAUCGGCGGAACGAUAAGCUCGUACACCUGGAUCUGUUUGAUCAUCAAUUUUCUUCAGACCCGCAAUCCGCCAAUCCUGCCGGCCUUGCACAACUUUCAAGAAACGGAUGGCAAAGGCCAGAUGUCGCGCUCUGGCUUUGCUGACGAUAUCGAAAAGCUUCAAGGCUUUGGCGAUGCAAACAAGGAAACUGUGGGGCAGCUGCUCUUCCAAUUCUUCCGGCUUUAUGGACAUGAGAUCGAUUACGAGAAAGAGGUCAUCUCAGUGCGUCAAGGGAAGCGACUUUCACGGGAGGACAAGGGAUGGCACCCAGGGGGUGGGCAAAAAGAGGGCACCAAUCGACUUUGUGUUGAGGAGCCCUUCAACAUCGAACGCAAUCUUGGUAAUUCCGCGGAUGACUAUGCGUGGCGUGGACUACACCUAGAAAUCCGAAGAGCUUUUGACCUGCUCGCCGACGGGCAACGACUCGACAAGGCGUGCGAGCAGUAUGAAUUCCCCGAGGCACAGCAGCCUAACCCUCUGAUGUUCCAGAAACCGACUUCGAAACCGGCCAUUCUCACGUCUAGCGUACCCAUUCGAAGUAGUCGUGGAGGGUCCAACCAUCGGGGCGGAAGAGGAGGAUUCAACAUGAAAGGACAGCACAACAAUGGCAGCCGAAGAUCUUCCGGCAGCCAGCCUUUCACGCAAGGGAGACCUGGAUUCUUGCACAGUCCACCCAUCCAGCACGGCCCCGGCCAGGAGUAUUUUGCUGUUCCUCGAGGCAUCCAUGACCAGUUGCACGAUCAGCUGUUUCAGCAAUAUCAGAUGCUCGAGAUGCAGUCAAACUCUUUACGCGCUCAACUAGCCGCGCAACAGCACGCUCAACAAGCGCAUCGUGCAGCCCAGAUGCAUGCGCACGCUGUUGCACAAGCACAAGCACAACACUAUGCUCCCAAUGGAUCGAAUGGAUCUCCGCAAAAAUCAUCUUAUAUCAACGGUCGACUGAGCCCUAGAUUGGCUGAACUUGGAAUCCCGCCAAAUGCCCUUCCGCAGGGGUUCAUGUAUCCAUACCCAGGAUUCUUUAGUACUCAGCAUCCUGGCACUGGUCCCCAAGACUCUGUGCGGACCAAUCCAUCCUCUCCAUCAUUGAGCACCAGCAUGCCGGGUGCCCGUAGGGUUGUGCAUCGGGCCUCGAACGCCAGCGACACAAGCGUCAACCGCUCACAGUCACAGCCUGCGCGUGGGAUUCCACAGCAGCCAGUAUUAGCCAGCUAUCCCCCAAUGCCUCAGUUUUAUGACCCUGCAGCUUUUAGCGGAUAUCCGAUCGCAAGAUCGUCUCAAGAUACGCCAGAGACGCAGUCAGCCUCGGACACGCAGUCAAGUCCUCCAUCACACAACGUCGAGCCUGCGGGAUCCCCAUUCUAUACUACGCCAAAGGAGUAUUUGGGCUACUACAACGCCGAGCAACCGCCUGUGCGAUCGCUCCAAGAGUACGCUGUUGGUGCUAUACCAUCAUUCAGCGAAUUGAAGCAGAGAAGAACACGAGUGUCACCAGAGAUCACGCAACCGCUCCUAAACACUGCUCUUCGACGUGUAUCUCGUUCGCCUUCUCCAUUGCGUGGGCAUGUCCGCAAUGAUUCGAUAGGCCCAGCCUUGAUUCUGCCAGGUAGUGACAAACGCAAAGCUCGCGUCGAUUCUGUCCGUCCCUCUUCUGAUCUUGGGCCGGUCAUCGCCAACGGCUCGUUCCCUACACCAUCUCGUGAUCAGCUCAGGGGUGACAUGGUAGAGACACCUACGACGACGGAGAAUCUUGGGUCCUCCAUAAUCGGUGUAUACGCCAGUCAGCCAACCUUGCAACAGAAUACGCAGCAACAGAUCAGGGAACUCCAAGCCCGGCAGCAGCUCGUGCUUGAAGAGAUGCAGAGACAAAGUGCAGCGAACGUGACGAGCAGUCCUAUCGUGAAUGGCUCAGCAAAAGUCAGUUCUCCAGUCGAUGUCAAUGGGUUGAUACGAAUGCCUGGCGAAGACCGGCAGCCUUUCCCGGAUGUGUCAGAUGACAUCAUAAAUUACGAUGCUAAGAAGGAACGACCUACCCAUAUCGAAGACGCCUCUCCAAAGCGUGAUCUUCCUCCCUGGCGUGCUACUGCUCUGCCGAACGGUCUGUCUUUGGACACAACCAAUGCGCCUCGUGCUCCGCCCCAAGAGAUUAAGACUGCCAACAUUCCGUUACUCUCGCCGGUUUUCGAGAAGCGGACACCUUCGCCCACUGCGAAUCGACCUGCAGACAGCAAGGCAACGAAUGGUACCAAGAGUCAAAGCAAAGAAUACCACCAGCAGGGCCGCCGAGCAUCGCUACCGAAGCAGUCGACACAGAGCAAGGACAACAGUCGUGGCGUUCAGCAAAAGUCCAACGACAAGAACCAAAAGCCUGGCUCUUCCACUACCAAUGCUGGGCCUUGGCAAAAUUCCCAGGGCCGACGAAAGGGGAAGGGCCGCAAGAAGACGCCAGAGCAGAAAUCAACAGGCGAACUUCUGCCUACUAAUGUCUCGGAGCGAAAGGGCGGUUAA
Messenger RNA from Didymella exigua CBS 183.55, 3726 nucleotides. RefSeq lists its product as uncharacterized. NCBI's taxonomy places the organism in Eukaryota, Fungi, Ascomycota, Dothideomycetes, Pleosporales, Didymellaceae. Bases 1 to 3726 code for a protein of 1241 amino acids. Gene Ontology annotation, molecular function: nucleotidyltransferase activity. Gene Ontology annotation, biological process: RNA 3'-end processing. The transcript is spliced from 4 exons. The record is from RefSeq and is a predicted model, not a curated record.